Molecule: messenger RNA, 1824 nt
Organism: Arctia plantaginis
Lineage: Eukaryota; Metazoa; Arthropoda; Insecta; Lepidoptera; Erebidae
Source: the annotation of a GenBank genome assembly
AUGGUUUCCAAGAAAAAGAAGAAGUAUUCAUCCGGGGAAGGAGCGCAGUUUAUGACUAGGAAAGCUGCUUUAAAAAAGUUACAGUUGUCUUUGAAGGACUUUCGACGUAUUUGCAUAUUAAAAGGUAUCUAUCCCAGAGAACCACGCAAUCGCAAGAGGGCUCAAAAAGGUGUAGGGGGCAUUAAGACCUUAUAUCACACUAAGGACAUAAAAUUUUUGUUACACGAACCGAUAAUAUGGAAGCUAAGGGAGUUAAAAGUGUAUCAACAAAAGAUACGACGUGCACGGGCAAUGAGAGAAUACAGAUCUAUGAAAAAGUAUUUACGUGAUUAUCCAGAGAUAAAUAUUGACCAUAUAGUAAAGGAGAGAUAUCCCACUUUUGUGGAUGCCUUGAGAGAUUUAGACGACUGCCUCACACUUUGUUUUCUCUUUAGUACCUUCCCUUCCUUAAAGAAAGUUCCCAGAGACCAAUCAAUGCUUUGUAGAAGAUUAACAGUGGAGUUCAUGCAUGCAGUCAUAGCUGCCAAAGCUCUCCGGAAGGUGUUUGUGUCUGUUAAAGGUUAUUAUUACCAGGUUGAAUUUGAAGGACAAACUAUCACCUGGAUUGUGCCACAUCAUUUCUCAUUUCAGCCACAAAAUAAAGAUGAAGUUGACUUCAAGAUCAUGUCAACAUUUGUAGAAUUCUAUACAAUGAUGCUGGGAUUCGUAAAUUUCAAAUUAUACCACUCUCUGAACUUGGUUUACCCACCUAAACUAACAUCAGCAUUCUCAGCUGACACGGAUAAAGACCUUAUAGAUGAACAUGCAUAUGUGUCAGAGAGGAUUGCAGCCAUGAACUUGUCUUUAGCCAGACUGGAAGGUGCUAAUGAUGCUGAAGAGUUACCAGAGAUGGAUAUCUUCAAUACAGAAGAUGAUGAUCCUCAAAAAUUAGAAGAAGCCAAACAAGAAGCAGAAAAAGUGAAGAAACUCAAAACUAUGUUCAAAGGCUUGAAAUUCUUUAUAAACAGGGAAGUUCCAAGAGAACCACUGGUGUUUAUUAUACGUUGCUUUGGAGGAGAAGUAUCAUGGGACAGAGACCAUUUUGUUGGUGCCACAUUUGAUGAGACAGAUGAAAGCAUUGCUUACCAGAUUGUUGAUAGGCCAACUAUGGACAAGCAGUAUAUAUCUCGGUACUAUGUGCAACCUCAGUGGGUGUUUGACAGUGUCAAUGCAAGAAGUCUACUGCCAAUUAACAAGUAUUUAAUGGGAGCUGUACUACCUCCUCAUCUGUCACCAUUUGUUGAUAAAACUAAAGAUCAAGUAUAUAUUCCUCCUGAAGAGAGAGCACUCAACGAUCCUAACUUUAAACCUCUUAAUGAUGACCAAUCAGGCAGUGAUAUAGAAGAAGCCAGCGAUGAGGAUAAAGAGGAUGAAGAUGAACCAAACUCUGAAGAUAGUGAUGCUGAAGAAGCUUUAGCUAAACAGUACCAACAGGAAGUGGAGGAAGACUCAACUUCUGACGAGGAUGAGGAUAAUGCAGAUCCUGAGAAAAAGAAAAUAGCAAAAGAAAAGAAAAAAGCCAUGGCUGUCACAACAGGAGUGCCUCAUAAGGAACAUCCCUACCAAAAAGAAAUUGAAGACAAACAGGCCUUCAGGUUGAGAGAGAAACUUGUUCGGAAAAAGCACAGAAAUCUCUACAAAAGCAUGAAAGCUGGACAGGAGCAGAGGAAAAAAGAAAUAUGGUUAUUGAGGAAGAAGAGGCGUCUUCACGACGAAAAGGUUAAAGAAAACAAGAAGAACGAAAAACGCAAACAAAAAGCGCAAUCGUUAGAAGCCUCUGUUUAA